ACGGCAGUGGAGACUGAAAUCAAAAGCCUUCACGAGAGGUUCAACGCUCUAAAGGACCUUGCAAUCCAAGGCCUACAGAAGUGCUGUAUUGCUGUCCUAACAGUAGUCUACAUUCUCACCAACAUUCGGACACACCAACAUCGAUUAUUUCUCAAAGAGAAUCACAACGCUCUUCGGCAAUGUGAAGACCAUCUUCAUCUGUUUGGAUCUCUCAACUUCUACUGGAACUACCUCGCACCUGAUCUGCUCGACCACCUGAUCGGAGAACUGACUAAGAAACAUGAGGAUUUCAACACGACUGCUAGUGAGAUGACUGCCUACAAGAAGGAUCUGGAAGAGUUUAAAAAGCGUACGGCAUUGGUUCUGUUCUGUGAGGCUGACCCUCGGCCGCUCGAUGACGAUCCUCCACCUGGCUUCAGAAAGAUGGUAGUCAAGUUUGACUGGCCCCGAACUGCAACACUGGAAGAUGUGGAGAAGUUCAGGAGACGAUAUGCCAGCAGCUACGACCUUCAGACAUGUGCCAUGAUGUUAAACAGCAUUGGGACUGGAUCUUUCACCGUCACUUGGUUCGUACCUGUCUCAGUGGUGGAGAUGUUAAGGAAGAAGAGAGCAUUGGCUGUCUUCAAGGAGUUCAGUGUCACUAGACUAGACAUCCACACCUCAACACAGAUUUGUGUCUACCAAAUCCCUCCUCAGAGACCAGUAGCUCCAUCCUCAACCAGUGACAGCUCCGCAAUUGCUAAGUCUAAUGCUGCCAAC
Molecule: messenger RNA, 759 nt
Organism: Geodia barretti
Lineage: Eukaryota; Metazoa; Porifera; Demospongiae; Tetractinellida; Geodiidae
Source: the annotation of a GenBank genome assembly